GUCAGUUCACGAUUAAAAGAUGGCCUGUACAGCUGGAAUGUUCUAGUGUCUUGACAUAAAUCGCUUUUUUAGUGUUGUUUUUGCAUUAAAAUCAAUCAAAAUGGACUUUGGGUCUGUAUUACAUACCGCUACGAAAAAUGAGAAGUCGCAACGCAAGGAGAUUAAAUAUUACAGCACGAAAUUCGAGCCUCCUAAAAAGCAGCAGCGUUCGAAGGAACUGUCUGUGAACGUGAAAAAGUUUUUGGAGCGCAAAGAACAGGAAGAAAAACAGAAAUUGGCCGAAGCUCAGCAGAGAAAAGAAGAACUGCUAGCGUUAAGAUCGAAGGACAGAAAGGCAGUGAAAAGGGUGAAUGUUAUGCUAAAAAGAACCAAAUCGGCGAAUCAAUCGGUUAUCCAAGACGCGGUCGAUGAUAACAACACGGCAGUUACAAUGGCGGGGCCAUAUCAACCAGAUGAGGAUGAUUACGGUUAUGUAUCGCAAGAGGCUUCAGCGUAUUACAACAAGUUAAUGGAGAAGUACAGCAAAAUGCCGGAUGAGAAGAAGUUUGACUUCACCAAAAAAAAGGUGAGCACUAACCUCAAAAACACCAAGGAUCGCGUAAAGGCCGCUUUGGAGCGCGAGCGGGAAGAAGCUUUGCUGCCCCAUAAACGUAAAAGGAAAGCCAAGGAAGUGGAGAGUGAUACCAAGGAGAGCAGUGCAAAGGAGGAGUACGAUAAAUAUGAACCUGAGAAACCACAGGAGAACGUUAAACCAAAACCAAAAAAUAGGCCCCCACCCCCAAGUUUAAAUUUUGCCGAGUUGUUGAAAAUAGCUGAGAAAAAGCAGUUUGAACCGAUUGUUAUAGAGCAGAAGGUGGAUAAGGAUGAGAGGUUGUUGACAAAGAAACAGAGGCGUGAGCUAGAGGAGGAAAGGAUUUUGAGGGAGAAGAAGGAGUUGCGUGAGAAAGAGAGGUUGAUGUAUGCUAAAAAGCCCAAAGUUGGGGAGAAGUCUCAAAAAAGUAACCCUGAUAGUGGUAGUAAUAGAAUACCAAAAUUAAAUGGGAAUAAACCUGCUACAAUGAGUCCAAUUGCCAAAAAUGCGUCAAAACUACAGAAUGCCUUAACCAAAAGUGAUAAAGAGAGAGGACCAAUACCAACUAAAUCAUUUUAUAACUCGAAAUCCCCUCAAACGAGCUCAAGCAACCUCAAUACCGCCAAAAAGGUUGAGAAAAAACCUCUACAGUUCAACUCUAAACCUUCAACGAUUCCUCCGAAACCCAAAGAAUUUCCGCCAAGAGAUAUGCAACCCAAAAACAGACCACCCAUGAAAAAGCAAUCCAGUGACCUUCGGCCGCAACAAACGUCAACUCAAAAACAAAAGCAUCACGUACCCCCGCCGGACAUGUCUCGCUUCCCGAUGAAAAACAAAAAACCGGCGCUGCAGGUAAACAAGCGCCGCAUCCUGGACGACGACGAUAGCGAGUACGACAGCGAGAUGGACGAUUUCAUCGACGACGGCCCUGACGACGAAGACGACUACUCGAAGCACAUCAGCGAGAUUUUCGGAUACGAUAAAUCCAGGUACCGGGACGUCGAGGAGGAUGUCGAUAACAUGGAGUCCACGUUCGCGCAACAGAUGAAAGAGGAGGCCAUCAGCAAAAAGAUCGGUAUUCAAGAAGAUUUAGAGGAUAUUAGAAUGGAGGAGGAACAUAAAAAACGAAAAAAAAUGUUAAACAAAAGAAGAUAGCAUUUUUUAUUAAUAUUUCAAUUUUUACAGAAAAUGAUCUUGUGAUUUAUAAUAUAUUUACUUAUAUAAAUAAUAGGCUUAUGUAAUUUGUAUAUAAUUUUAUUCCUAAUAAAAUAUAGGAAAUACACUGAACAUUUAUUUAUUAUUUAAUAAAUUAAUUAAACUUACCCUAAUAAAUGGAAUUCAUACAUUGAAAAACUAUGCUACAUAGCAGUCAUCAGAAUGUUCUUCAGUUAACUUGGUUAAAUUUUCUUGUAUUUCCUUUGAGAUUUCGUCAGCAUUUGGGGCUUCAGAAAUCACCCAGGUGUCUUCAGAGCUCUCAAAUUUGUCCCUGCAUAUUGGACAUGUAUCAUGACUUUCACUCCUAAAAAAUUGUUUAAGAUUGGAUUUUUUAUUUAUUAUUAGUAAGAAAAUUACCAUUCUUCUAUACAUUUGGUACAGUAACUGUGAGCACAAGGUAAUGUUACAUCUUGUUUUCUUUCAAAACAAAUACAACAUUCUGUGUUUCCCUCAAUAGAGGUACUUUCCAGACUGCUCAGAAUUUUUGAUACAUUCAAAGC
Brassicogethes aeneus is the source of this 2286-nucleotide messenger RNA. Lineage: Eukaryota; Metazoa; Arthropoda; Insecta; Coleoptera; Nitidulidae. The record is from the annotation of a GenBank genome assembly.